AGGCUUGUGAGUUACGUUCCUGAGUCCUUAGCAAUGAAGAAAUUUAGAGUCGUUUUUCACGGCUCGAUUUUUAGGUGAAUCGGAAAUCUUGCAACCUGAUAUGUUUGUUUGGAUUUGUGUCGAUUGUUAGAAACCUUGAUUCCGUAAGAGUCGAGUUACGGGAAUCGAAGCUCGAUGAAUUCUUCUCAGUUUAUGGAUAAGCAGAUCAUGGGUCUGUCAGGAUCACAGAAUAACGAUUUCUUCGAGCUUUUGAAUCCUCCGGAGGAACACAACGGUGGUGCUAAGAAAGAAGACGUCCUGCCCAGCUAUGAUUUCAUGCCGAUUCGCUCCGCCGGUGCUUCACAAUCGAUGAAUCUGGAGGGCAGCAAUGUUGCUGGAACUAGGGUUUGGAGUUCGGCUGAUUCAUGGACCAACGCAUCAAAUGUUAGAAAUUAUGUUUCUUCAGACCCUAAUGAAUCUGCUAAAGUUUCCCUGGAGACAGAUCGGAGUGCGUAUGAUGCAGCAACGGUUUCUGAGAUUGAUCGAACAAUGAAAAAGCAUGCCGAUAAUUUGCUGCAGGUGUUGGAAGGAGUUAGUGCAAGAUUAUCACAGCUGGAGAGCAGAACUCGUCACCUUGAGAAUUCUGUUGAUGAUUUGAAAGUAUCGGUAGGAAAUAACCAUGGUAGCACCGAUGGAAAAUUGAGGCAGCUGGAGAAUAUUCUAAGAGAGGUACAAACUAGUGUACAAGUGGUAAGGGAUAAGCAAGAAAUAGCUGAGGCCCAGCUGCAGCUAAUGAAGCUGCAAGUAUCUAGGGCAGAGCAGCAACCUGAAAACCAGAAUGCUACUGUCCACACAGAUCCUGUGCAGCAAGCAGCUUCUGCUCCUCAACAGUCUCACCAGCCACUCCCACCAGUUGCUGCUCUCCAACAACCAACUCAACCAUUUCCUGCUCUCCCUCCUCCUAAUGCUCCACCACCUCCACCUCCUAGCCAUCAGACUCCUCCAGCUCAGCUUCCUACUCAACUGCCCCAGAACCAGAACCCCUCCAACCAACCGCAAGAACUCUACUACCCACACCCUGGUCAGACAACACUUGAGGCCAUACAUCAGCAAUAUCAAUUACCUCCAACUCAACAGUCCCAACCCCCACCUCAAGCACCACCUCAACACUAUCAGCCAACUCCUCAGCUUCCACAAUACUCUCAGCCACCUCAGCCUCCUCCACAGCUCCCACCUAUGGGCCCUGUCCAUCCUCCACAACUCCAACCUCCUUUAAGCCACCAUACUGAAGAAGCCUCCUACAUGCCAUCUCAGAGUUACCCUCCAAGCAUCCGCCAAUCACCAUCAAUGACUCAGCCACCUACUGGGGCUCCUCCACCCCAACAAUUUUAUGGUCCUCCUGCCAAUGCUUAUGAACCUCCUUCGAGCAAACCCAGUUCAGGGUUUCCCCCAGGAUAUGGCCAAACUUCUGUGCCUAACUAUGAUGAUUCCUACUCUUACAGUGGGUCACCUUCUCACUAUGGAAGCUCAAUGCUGAAACCAACUCAACAUUCUUCUUCUUUUUCAGCCCCAAGUGGUGGAAGCAAUUACCCAUGUCUACCAACUGCUCAGAUAUUACCGCAUGCAUUGCCAACUGCCACCAGUGAUGGUGGUAACUCAAGUUCUGGCAGUACUGGUAACAGAGUCCCAAUUGAUGACGUGAUUGAGAAGGUGUCAAUGAUGGGAUUCUCAAGGGACCAGGUGAGGGCAACAGUGAGGAAAUUGACGGAGAAUGGACAGUCAGUCGACCUGAAUGUGGUGCUGGAUAAGCUGAUGAAUGGUGGGGGUGAAGUACAGCCCCAGAAAGGUUGGUUCGGCAGGUGACAAUGUGACAUGGUAUGUUAGUGACGUUCUUGACCUGUUUUGUAUAAAGUGAACUACUAUUUCUUUGUUAUGGACUCUAUUUGGUUGAAGGUGUUUCACUGGACCUGCUACGUUUGUUGAUUGUUUGUCGUUGCUUAUACAUAAUAAUUGCAGAAAUUGUUAAUGGUCUUUGGGAUCUGAUAUUGUGCUCACUGUUCAGCACUGAGUAUUGUAACUUUCUGUACAUCUUCCAAUGGGCGUAUAUAAACCAGUUUUUUGUGAUUUA
Telopea speciosissima is the source of this 2107-nucleotide messenger RNA. RefSeq names its product velvet complex subunit B. The transcript is spliced from 3 exons. The coding region runs from base 175 to 1842 and encodes 555 amino acids. NCBI's taxonomy places the organism in Eukaryota, Viridiplantae, Streptophyta, Magnoliopsida, Proteales, Proteaceae. The record is from RefSeq and is a predicted model, not a curated record.